UCAGGUUAUAACACGAUUCUGAUGAACAGACUGAAUCAAUAGAGAUUUUUAAGUUUUCAAGUGGCAACAAUUAAAUAAUUACAUAUACGUUUUGUAGUCGAGUAAAUUGUUAUUAAUUAUUCUUAUUACACGUAAUGUAAUAUGAAAUGAAUUAAGAUUUUAUUAAAGUAAAACUAAAUACAUACAUAUCUAAAAGAAAAUCUUCUUUUCUUUUGUUUUAUGAAAUAUGAUCAUGAAUAGGUUACGACCGUGCUUUAAAAAUCUUAUGAAUGUAACAUCUGCGAAUUAUCAAGAUUGUAGACACAUCAAACGAUGGGUUGCACCAACUGAACGAGAAAUAUGUAACAGAAAAAGGAGAUUACCUAAAGAGCAACCAAAACGUAGUACUUUCCUUGAGUGGAACAGAGAUGCAGAGUUAUAUGCAUUUAAUCAAAGGCUCUCUGAAAAUUUUAAAAUAGAUAAAUUAAAUCAAGCAUUCAUUCAUAAAUCAUAUAUUUUUCUGGAAGAAAAAAAACAAGAAGAAAUGGGAGUGAUUGACCCUAAACUCGAAAUUCAGCACAAUGAAGGUUUAAUCGAAGUAGGAAGAGAAAUAACUUCAAAGGUUGUUGUAAAUUAUUUAACUAAAUCUUUCCCACGUGUACCUGCAUCUGGUAUCAUGGCUUUCCAUGACUACCUUAUGUCUCAAAAAAUUUUGGCUGAAGCAUCAUUACAUAUUGGGACAAAAGAUAUUAUUCUGAGUGGUGAACACCCCGUAACACAAGAAACAGUAGCCAAGACAUUUCUAGCUCUAGUGGGAGCACUCACCGAAAGUACUGAUACCAAACAUGUAGGUGCUUUUGUUCGAGAUUUUCUGAUAGUUGGAUUAGCUACUAAAGAUUUAACAGAGAUUUGGUGCCCGUCUGAACCAUUUGAAAUGCUGAAUAGUAUAAUCUAUAAAGAAAAAAACUCACCUGUGGAACCUAGAAUUAUUGGACAAGCUGGGAAAAAUACUAUUCUAUCAGCUUAUCAAGUUGCAGUCUACUGUAAUAAACAAUUCUUAGGUUCAGGAUUUGGUCAAGAUAUUGCAGAAGCAAGAAAUGUGGCUGCCAUGAAUGCAUUAUGUAAAAUGUUUGGUUUAUUAGAUUCAAGUCAACCAUUACGAUUUGAUCAAGAAGUAGAUUUUUCGAUGUAAUAAACGCUGUACAUGAAAAUAUUAUAACCUUAAGUAUUAAAAUGAAUGUGAAGCUAUGUACAUGUAUAAAAGUAA
Megalopta genalis is the source of this 1246-nucleotide messenger RNA. The record is from RefSeq and is a predicted model, not a curated record. Lineage: Eukaryota; Metazoa; Arthropoda; Insecta; Hymenoptera; Halictidae.